Molecule: messenger RNA, 4285 nt
Organism: Lytechinus variegatus (green sea urchin)
Lineage: Eukaryota; Metazoa; Echinodermata; Echinoidea; Temnopleuroida; Toxopneustidae
Product: WD repeat-containing protein on Y chromosome-like
Exons: 27
Coding region: 91-3513 (1140 amino acids)
Molecular function (GO): calcium ion binding; protein binding
Source: RefSeq, a predicted model, not a curated record
AGACCAAGCUUUAUCGAGGCUCUGUUGGAAGAAAAUAGUCUACGCCGGAGAGAAACUGGGGUGUUGGAUUCACGUAUAUUGGAAAUGUAAAUGAAAUUGAAGAAUAUCAUGCCAUCGAUAAAGAGACCAGGGAAGCCAAUUAGGCCUUCAUCUGCAUCUGCUCGUCUGGAAUCUCGAUCGCAACCAGCGCCAUUUGAAAAUGGACGUCCAGCCACAGCAGCACCAGGACUGUUCGGCCAGGGACGGGCAGCUGGCCGGGGAGCCGGACGUGGAGCAGGUCGUGGAGCUGGCGGCUCGGGACAUGGUUCAAGUUCAACAAAUGCUGCACCUGCGAAAAAUACUAAUUGGAUGUUGAACCGAAUGGCAGACUUGGACAUCGAUGUAAAAAAUGAACAACCAGCUAGGAGAAUGACUCUUGGAGCUGUGGAUGGUCUGACUGACAAGGAUAAAGAACAGGCAGCAAGAGUUCGGCACUACGCAAAUUCAGCACCUCCUGGGACCUCACUCAAGAUUGAAGAAAAGAUCAAUCUAGAUGACCUACACAGCUUGAAGAAAUUCUUUGAGGAAGCUGAUGUGGACCAAAAUGGAACGUUGUCCCUGGAUGAAUUUAAGACCGUCUUACGAGGUUCACUUAGUCUUAGAACCAAGAAUGAUGAGGAAAUUACAAAUCUGUUUAUGAAAAUAGAUUUCAAUUCAGAAGGAACCAUUGAUUGGGAUGAGUUCUGUACCUACAUGCAGCUUGAGUAUGAAGAGAAGGAGGAUGCGUAUCUACGCAAGAAAGAAGUAGACCUCCACACCCCAGCCGUCAUCCUGUCCUCACCACACAGAGAACCUGUUCUUAGAGUCACUAACAUGAGUGACGGCACCUGCGUUACUACAAGUCAGGAUGGCACAAUAGCCUUUUGGAGUGGCAAUAUGGAUUUGAAGAGAUGGAAGUCUGUCAUGGUUGAACAGAAUACGACGAGACAGAAACCUAAGUGGGUUACAGACUUUGUGAUGAUGACACAAUUUAACAAGAUCAUAGUAGGAACAGGUGACCGAGAAAUCCAGUUUUAUGAACUUUCUACAUUUGAGCCAUAUUGUCAGGUGACUGGACUAGAGACUACUCCUCUAAAGCUAACAUACUGUGCUACAGGAUUUGAUGAAUGCUAUCUGAUGUAUGGAGACAGUGAAGGAUGUAUUAACAUUAUUAUAAUCAAUGGAGUAGGAGAGACACUAAGAACAUGGAAGAAGCUACCCAAGACUGAAGGCAUUGCAAGUGUGACCCUGGAGAAGGUCGCACAUUCACCUUUGACCCAGUUUGUCCGUUGGAAGGUCCAUGAUGAUUGGGUGGGGGAUAUCAAGUACUAUGAUGACAUCAGAUCUAUCAUCUCAUGCUCUAACAGUGAGAACACUGCAUUAGUCAUUGGUUGUACUAUUGGAAGUACCCAUGUUGAAUCCAAACUAAAAGACGGCAAGGAACACUUGCCCCGCCCGACAACGGCCGACAAACGUGCCAAACUCAGCCAGAUGCAUUACAGUCAUGCCAAGAAACGAUUGGACAACGACGAGACCAUCUUCAAGAUCCACAAGGGGGUGAAGACCUUUGACUUCUGCAAAGAGAAGAACCUGAUAGCGACCGGUGGCAUGGACCGUAUCCUGAGACUCUGGAACCCAUAUGUACCAAGCAAGCCAACUGGAAUGCUAAGAGGGCACAACGCACCAAUCUUCUCUCUUUUCAUAGCUCCUGCAGAAAACAGAAUCUACAGUAUAUCUCAGGAUAAAACAAUCAAGGUGUGGGAUACGAAAGACCAGGUGUGCAUGCUGACGAUUCGUCCUAAGACACACAAGAUCAGAGGUGACCUACAAGCUGCUCACUACAAUAUAACAUCAAAGGCAUUCAUCGUAGCUACAGACCAAAUGGCAAUGCUGACACACAGAGUAAAAUCUUUAGAAUUACGAGAAAUCCCUACCACACACCGGACACCAAUCCUCUGUGCGAGAUAUAACAGUGAGUUCAAGAACGUUGUGACAACGUCUGAUGCAUCGGUUGUCAAGCUAUGGGACUUUGAGACAGGCCACCUCGUCUUUGAGUUCUCUCAAGCUCACAACAACAGCGCCAUCACAGCUCUGACCUUUGAUAACACUGGACGAAGGCUGAUAACAGGAGGGAGGGACGGCAGGCUGAAAAUUUGGAACUACAACAAUGGCCAUUGUCUCAAGAUGCUAGAGAAAGCUGAUGGCAAUGAUGAAGUGACAGAUGUUGUGUACAUCGAGAUGAACAAAAACCGUUAUGUGAUCUCGGUAGGAUGGGAUAGGUCUAUCAAUGUCUACACAGACUCCAGUGAAGACUUCAGACACAUACAGAGACCCAUGCCACGAUGGACCGACGAUGAGAAAAAUGGUCAUCAGGAAGACAUUCUGUCUGUCUCCGCCUGUCCACCAUCUCUCCUAGCUACAUCCAGCUAUGAUGGAGAGAUUAUUGUUUGGAAUCUAGUCUCGGGAUAUGCUUACUCUCACAUACAGAGCACUAAAUACUUUGAUGAUCAUGAUGAGAGAUACAAAGCUGAUGGUGAUGAGAGUAUAUCCAAGGUUCUAUUCAUUCCAUCAAGACGAACUCAUAAAGGAGCAGCUCAACUUGUAGCCAGUGGACCCAGAGGUUGUAUCCAUUUCUGGAAUGUGUACAACAAUGGCCAGCUCUAUGGUAGAUUCAAUUGUGUAAAGAAGAAAGGUGCUUCGGUCAACUGUAUGCAGCUUUCUAAUGAUGAUUUAACUCUCUUCACGGGUGACUCAUUAGGUUUCGUCUCUGUCUGGGAUAUUGAUCAUUAUUGCCUUGACCGCCCUGAAAACAUUGAAGAAGCUCCUGAAUUGUUAGGGUCAUGGAGAGGUCACAUCCAGAGCAUUACAAGUAUGAACCUUGUCGAAGAACAUAGCAUUCUAAUCACAUCGUCACUAGACUGUACUGUAAGGCUUUGGACAACAGAGGGCCAUUAUGUUGGUACGUUUGGUCAAGAUGAUCCUUGGGAUAUCUUCAACCCGACCACCUUCAAACAUCCCAUGGUCCCUUACGAUGUCCUGGUCGACCCCCAGAGCAUGCCCAACCACCCCAUCUUUGAUCAGAAGUCGACGUCGUCGGUGUCGGACUACAUCUGCGAUGAAUCCCUGGACGAUGGCCAGGCCGGUGGGGAUGUAGACAUACUGGAUGAUGGAAGUAGUCAGGGGGACGAGAACGGAGAAAAGGAAGAAGUGGAAGAAAGAGAGGAUGACAAGAAGAGUGAAUCUACUAGCUACAUCAGCACUGAUGAGAAGUUUGUUUAUGAUGAUGAGAUGAUUGCUGCAGAACUCAAGAAGAAACCAUUCAAUAGGGGCUCUGGUAAAAGAUUACGGCAUGAAAAGCUCCGGUCUAUGCCCAAGGAGAGGGCUGUCACCAGCGCCUACCAGACCCUCAAGUGCUUUGACCUGGAGGACACGCCCCCUCUCGCACCCCCUACCAGGAGCAAAGAUAAGACCAGUGAUCCUUUCACAUUCUCGUGAUGUAAGACUGGUCAACCAGACCAAACUUUGAGGUCAUUCCAUGAACUUUUCACCUUAUGAAAACGUAAAGCGAUCCUUCCGCUAUUUAGUUAUGAAAAGUUUGGUGAACUUGUCACCAAGAGAAAUGAAGGUCAAAUUCACUUUUGAAUUCUCAUAGAGAGGAAAGAAGGUCAUAUUUGACUCUAGAGGAUCUCAUUCUACAAGACAGGCUGGAAAGUUCGCGGUUCUUUUUACUUCUUGCGAAUGUCAGCUAUUAAUGUAAAGCCUUCCAGUUGAUUGACAUUGACAUUACAUCGUAUUCAUGUGUCAUAGAAUGCCAAUUAGAAAUUAAAGGAGAUUUAUUUAACUUUAAUAAUGUCCAGUCACUGGUAGGACAUACAACCAUUCCUGUACUUGGAGGAUUCUAAUGAUAGACUAUUACCUUGAGAUGACAAUCAAUAAAAUAUAUUUUUGUAAAGUACAUCAAGCUUAGUUUCUUUCAGGUCAAAUAUAGUAUGGCAUUGUUUUCAUGGUAGUAUAUGAACAAUAACCUAAUCAUGAAAUACAUUGUUUGCAGGUAUGUUAUCACAGUUAUCGUAUUCUGGGUAUACAUUUUUUUUAUAAUAUUUAAUCCAAAGUUUAUCCGUCCAUUGUCCUGUAACAAAUUAAAAAAAAUAUAUAUAUCAGUACAAUGUAUUGCAAGCCUUUAGUAAAGAAUUGAAACUGAUUUUAUAUGUUCUGACAUUACAUUCUUCCGUCCAUCAAAGAAUUAUUCAAGCUGAUGAAGUAUUUU